AUGAACUGGACCCGACUGGAAAUUUCCCUCACUGGUUCAGAGUGGAAGGCUAUGAUGCAGCCAGACUCUCUCAAAACACCAAACAAGAAUGUAGAGAUCGCAAUUUUUGGAGUACUUGAAGAUGCUUUUCUCGUUGGCGAUUGCUUAUCAUCCCACAAUUUGUUUCUUCAAGAUCCAGGAUUUGCUUAUGAUACUCUAUAUAAAAACCCCCAUAAGUUCCCAUUCACGGAUUUCUCAGAUGGAGAUUCCGACAGCGAUAUAUCCGAAGCUGACGACUCUGAAACUCUUCCGAUCCACCAAGCUUCCGGCAAGCUUUCAAAAAGCAGCCUGCAAUACGUUCUGGAUAACUUGCAUCAGCACGAGUAUCUUCAUCCAGUUGAGCCUGAUGAGCAUUUGGCUAUUUCCCUUUUCCCACACCAGAAAGAAGCGAUUGAUUUCAUGAUACGUCGAGAAACAGGUCAAUCAACUUCUUCCAUAUCUCUUUGUAAAACCCAGACCGACAACAAUGGAGAAAAGUACUAUCGGCACGCUAUUACGGGCGACUCCGUUCUUGAGCCCCCAGUUGGCCCUUUUGGCGGUAUCCUUGCCGACACGAUGGGUCUUGGGAAAACAGUCACCACCUUGUCAACAAUUGUCAGCACCCUUAAUCAUGCGAAGGAAUGGACCGAGAAGCAGACCAAUGAUGGGUCCGAAAAGAGACGAGCAAAGGCCACAUUGAUUGUCCUCCCUAACGAAGUGUUGAUGGAUCAAUGGCUCAACGAGAUCCGCAAUAAAUUCGUUCCAGGAACAUUUGCAGCUUGCAGAUACCACGGUGCAUCACGCAAAAUCCAGAUCUCAACUUUUAUGGAUUACGAUAUUGUCUUGACAACGUAUGGGACUAUCAAGGUGGAUUUCUCCGAAAAGAAAAACUUGAUAUUCCGAACAGAAUUCUUUCGCAUUGUUUUAGAUGAAGAAGAAAUGUUCUCAACAAAGUUUCGCGCUUUCUUGAGGGCUAUCCUUGGUCAUAUUCCCCAAGAGAAGGGACUUGUGUUUUCGGCAUGGACAAAGAGCUUGGAUAUUGCCGCAGUAAUGCUACGUCAGCACAACAUUGGCUUUGCUCGUGUAGACGGCUCAAUGUCGGCUCCUCAACGCCAACAGGCGUUCAAAAGCUUCAAGACCAGUAAGGAUGUGAAUAUACUUCUUAUGACUAUUGGGACUGGUGCUGUUGGACUCAAUCUUUCCAUCGCCACGCAAGUGCAUAUUCUGGAACCAUCGUGGAAUCCAAUGGUCGAGCAGCAAGCAAUUGGUCGCGUUGUUCGUCUCGGACAACAAAGCCCAGUUGUUAUUACCCGUUAUAUCAUGAAAGGCACUGUUGAAGAGAGUGUAGUGUCCCGCCAAGACUUUAAACUAAAAGUAGCUAUGAACGGCUUCGAGCGAAGCUCUAGCGACGAAUCUAGCGACGAUAUUGGGACAGAAAGUGAUGCAUCGUGA
This is a messenger RNA of Penicillium expansum, 1470 nucleotides long. RefSeq names its product DEAD/DEAH box helicase. The record is from RefSeq and is a predicted model, not a curated record. The transcript has 10 exons. The coding region runs from base 1 to 1470 and encodes 489 amino acids. Gene Ontology annotation, molecular function: ATP-dependent chromatin remodeler activity; ATP binding. NCBI's taxonomy places the organism in Eukaryota, Fungi, Ascomycota, Eurotiomycetes, Eurotiales, Aspergillaceae.